GCACGCUGAUGGAGCUAUGGGACUUUGCAAGCGCUCAGCGGGCAAAUCGGCAUUGCGCCAGCCUUGCCUGGCGUGGGACCACCUGACGGAUGCUUGGCAUGCCCCUGCAAUACAUAUUCGCUCCAGCUUUCCUUAAAUUUGCUGAGUAUUGGCCGUAAGGCGCGGUCAGGUCCAGUCCCUCAAGUCCCUGUGUGGCUUUACUCACAGGUAUCUCCCCCAGAGAUUUUUAGUUGCUACAUAUAGUAAUUUGCCUCUGACGGGUCCGCUUGGCGAGUGGGUGGCGCGCGGCGAGCUCCACUGACCGGGCCCUGACAACCCGCCACGCCGGCACCCUUGACUGAGCACCGACGGCCCUAGGGGGCACUGUAAUAUUAAGCUGUCGCAGACUAAAGCGGGGUGUGAGAACCGUGCCUUGAAUGGACUUCCUCCUGAAGCGCCCGGACGCGUCAGCAGCUGCGCCCCGGCCGCCCCCGAGUGGCCGUGGCCGCGGCACCGGUGCGCGCUCCAAGCCGGGCGCGGAUGCGGAGGCUAAGAGCAGCAGCGGCGCACCAGGGACCGAGGCCGACGCCAGUGAGCAGCCCGGCACGGCCAGCGCGGGCGCUGAUGGCUCGGCUCACCUCGCCGUCGCGCCGCCCGGUGGCGGCGGCCCCUCCCUGGGCUGGCUGCUGCGCUAUGCUGGCCUUCGCAACGAGAGCAAGCAGGAGGUAGACGGGGACGACACGGCCGCCACGUCGGAGGAUGGGGCCGACGGGGACGUGGUAAUAGUCGUGUCCCACGAAAAGGACCCGCAGCAGCAGCCGCUGCAGCCGCGUACGCGGGCAGCAGCGGAGGACAAUGUCAUAGCCAGCGGCAAAGGCGGCACCAAGUCGGGGGCCAAGGGCAGCAAGGCGAGCGAAGAUGCCAGCGGUGUCGGCACCGGCGCCACGACGGACAGUGCGCCGGUGCAGGCGGCGGUCACUUGCAGCAAUGGGUUCACGGUGGCGGCGCAGCCGCAGGCGGCCCCCGGCUUCGGAGCAGCGGCAGGCGGGGCGAAGCCCGCUGACGGCGCGGCAGCAGCCGGCAGCAGCGCCGGGGCGGGGAGGCAAGAGCGGGGCGCGGACCCUGCUGGUCGGCAAGAGGGCAAAGUUCAGGAGCCGGAGGCGGCAGGCAGCGGCGUGGGACCAGGGCCUGGUGAGCCCGCUCCCCCGAUGCGGCCUCGCACGUCUCUGGAUGACGACCUGGCGGACAUAGCGGGCGCACUGGAGCUGCUGGCGGCGCAGCCCGCACCCACAGCGCCGCCGUUUGGAGGCUACCCCGGCUCUGGGCGCGGCGGGCCGGCGUCCUUCUCCGGCCGCGGGGCCGCUGGCGCUGGCGGCCGGCACGGCGGCGGCCGCGGCCGCGGCACUCGCCUGGGCGGCAGCGGCCCUCGCGUGCUGCUGCAGCGCGCUGGUGGCUCCGGGAGCAGGCGGGGGGUGGCGCUGUGGGGCGUGGAGGAGUGGACGGCGGCGGCGCGGGCGGGCGAGGCGGAGGGCGGCUAUGCGGCGGCGGAGGUGCCGCUGUUCGGCGGCGUGCCGCGGCGGCCGCGUACGGCACUGUACUGCUCGCCGCUGCUGUACGAGCAGAUCCUCAUGCUGCAGGACCCCGACCAGCCUGUGGAGGUGCGCACGCUGUCGGCGGCGCAGGUGGCCCGGCUGCUGCUGCUGCAGAAGGAGGGCGAGCAGCGCCAGCGCAGAGCCCAGGCCGCGGCCGCAGCGGCGGCGGCGGCGCAGCAGCAGCAGCAGCAGGCGGCGGCGCUGCAGGACUUGCAGCAGCUGGAGCAACAACAGCAACAGCAGCAGCUGUUGCGGCGCCAGCAGGUUUCGGACCAGGUGUUGAUGCGGCUGCAGGGGUCGAUGCAGAGCCGGCGAGAUCCGCGGUUGGAAGCGGCGGCGGCGGCGGGGUUGGCGCUGAACGGCGGCGGGGCCGGGCCCAGGGGCGGGGCGCCGCUCGGCCGCGGCGGCGGUGUCAGUGGGAUGAGAGGCGGUGGCAGGGCCCUUGGCGGCUUGUUGGGUGAGCGGGAGGAGGCGGGCAACGGCGCGGCGCUCCAGGCAGCUCUGGAGGGGGCACUGCGGCGCAGGGCCGCACAGAACCGAGCCCUGGGGGGCCUGGAUGCCGAGGGCGCGCGAGCGGAGGAGGAAUUGGCGGCAUCAGUACUGGCGGCGCGGCGGGGCCUGGCGGGGAGCAUUCCUCGCACCUAUGCCGAUGCGGAGGCGCAGGAGGCGCUGCUGCAGCGCCGGCGGCAGCUGCAGCAGCUACAGCUACAGCAGCAGCUACAGCUACAGCAGCACCAGCUGCAGCCGCCGCUGUCGGCAGAGGUGCGGCAGCAGCUGCUGAGCAGGCUCUUACUGUCGCGGGCGUAUGCGGACGCGACGGGGGGCGACGGCCUCGACGUCGGCGGCGUUGGGGCCAGCAGGUUCGGCCGGAGCGGGCCGGGCACACUGGGUGCCGGUGGGCUGGGCGGCGGCCUUGGGGGCGGCGGCGGAGGCGGCUUCGGUGCAGGCCAGGACCUGGGCGGUGGCGGGGGCGGCGGAGGCGGCCGGGGGUUGGGCGGGCUAGGCGGCGGCGGCGGCGGCGGCGGCGGCGGCGGCGGCGUCCACAUGCCGGCGGCGCUGCUGCUGCGCCAGGCGCGAGGUGGUCCCGGAGGCUCGGGCGUGGCGCUGGGGGACCUCAGCGGCGGCAUGGGUGGCGGAAGCCCCAUGGCUGACGAUGGCGAGGGCGGGUUGUUUGGCGGCGCUGGCGGCGGCGGGGGCGGCGGCAGUCGUGACGGCGGCGGGCCGCUGCGCCGUGGGCGGCCGCCCAAGGCCGUGAGGGGGGCGGGGGCGGGUGCUGGCGCCGGUGGCGCCGCCUUGGGGCUCGGCGGUGGCGUGGAUGCGCUGGGGCUGCAGCUGCGGCCUGGAGAUGACGGUCUGGUUGGUGCCGGCGGGCUGGGUGGAUUGGCCGGCUUGGGCGGCAUGGGUCUGGAUGGCAGCGGCGUCCUGGGCGGUGGCGACGGCGGUCCCGCCAAGCGCGGGAGUGGGGGCGGCAAGCGGCGGCGGUCGCCCGAGCCCCUUGCGGCUCCGGAAGGCCUGCCGCUGCCCCUAGGUAUGGCAGACCCGGCGCUGCUACUUGGCGGACGGGGGGCAGGCGGUGGCGGCGCGGCGGGUGGCGGGGGGCUGCCGCCGCGGGGCGCGUCCUCCCGCAACGGCGUGCUGGGCCCUCACCUGGGCCUCGACCCAUUGGGCCUGGUGGACAGCCUGGGGGGCGGGCUGGGUGCCGGCGGCAGCGCAUGGGGCCCGGCAGCAGAGGAGGAGGAGCUGCCCUACUCGGCGGCCGCAGCACUGGCGGCAGCCGGCGGCGGCGGUGGCAAGCGCGGCAGUGGCGGGGGCCGCGGCGCAGCUGCGGCUGCGCUGGGGCCGCACUGGCAGGAGCUGGAGCCACAGGCUGGGGCCGCUGAGGAAGAGGCGGAGGAGUAUGACUACGCCGCCCCUGUAGCCAAGCGCCGCGGCCGGCCGCCCAAGAACUCGGUAGCGCUGGCGGGGGCGGGGGCCGAGGGCGGGGCCCGCCGUGGCGGCGGCAGCGCCAGUCGCCAGGUCAGCCCGUCGCCGGCACGACUGGCGGGGGCCGGGGCCGACGGCUAUGACCCGGUGAUUGAGGUGUCACGAGUGCGGACGGAUGAGGAGGGCCAGAUCAACAUGACGCUGUCACACAGCACUCUGGGCACCUUCACAGGCCGCCUGGAGCUGCUCAAUUGAUUGGGCCCCCGAGUUGAGGCCAUGGUGCUGAGCUGCUUCAGGACAGGGCCGCUGAGGCCGUGCUGGGCAGUUGCCAACGCUUCCCAGUCGCUGUGUGUUGACGGGCGGCCCAGGGAUGUUGUGUACCGGAGUACUUUAGGGCACGACGGAGGGAGACACCGCGCAUGUGGCCGUGCAUGGGGUGUGUGCUGGGCUGUCCGCGGGUGUGAUUCUGUCUGUAAGGACGAGUGGGGGACAGCCCGCAUGUAGGGGAACUCCCACUGUGACUAAAAUGUACUGCACAAGAAUGUACAUGGGAGGUUGUAUCAUGAAACUUCUGCGCGGGCGCAUUUGUUUGUGUGCGUGAUGUAUCUGUCUUAAUUGCCAUGCCUCUGACAAGUGCGGUUGGCCGCACCGGCAGUUCCAAAGAUUGAUUGCGAUUGAUGCAUAAGGCCAGAGAGCAAUUUUGCACUGCGGUGGGCGGGUGGAAGGAGUUAAAAGGAAAGCUUUAUGUUUUUGACACACAUACUUGUGCAGAAUCCCAGCUCUGAGCCUGUUUUGUGUUCCGGCAGAAGCUCUGCCUAGAAUGUUGUGAUCCUGUCUGGGCUGGUAAGGGGGGAUGAUAGGACGGUUUGUUUGGCGCUGGUCGCCCCUCGGUGGGCUGGAUUGGCUGUUU
Chlamydomonas reinhardtii is the source of this 4404-nucleotide messenger RNA. RefSeq lists its product as uncharacterized. The record is from RefSeq and is a predicted model, not a curated record. Gene Ontology annotation, molecular function: DNA binding. The transcript has 4 exons. Bases 417 to 3749 code for a protein of 1110 amino acids. NCBI's taxonomy places the organism in Eukaryota, Viridiplantae, Chlorophyta, Chlorophyceae, Chlamydomonadales, Chlamydomonadaceae.